CAUUGUGUUCAGAGUGUGACCACAGAGAGCAGAGGACGGGUCAGGUUCCACAGAGGCGAAACACAAGAAUGGUUUGACGUAGGGAACAACGAAAAAACGAGACGUUUCUCGAGGCCUAUUUCUUUGGAGGACUAACAAUAAACCUGUGCUUUUGUGUUCAGCUAUGGAGCCCUCACUGACUGGCAACUCACCCAGCGUAAAGCCCAGCCCUCCAUCUCCAUCCAACCUGAGAGCCGGUCUUUCUAUGCCCAGCCCAUCUCCCACAGCACCUGCAGCAACCUCAGUUCAAGCCAAGCCUAAACUUACAAUACCAACACCUCCAACCACACCCAUAUCUUCCAGCUCCACUGCGUCCCCUCAAACCUUCCCCAGCCAUUCUUCUCGCUCUUUCUCCGUUUCCACGCCGACUUCGUCACCCCUGCGCCAGCCUAUCAGGAGCCUCUCUCAUGGGGGCAGAUCACAGCUCAAUGCGGCCUCCACGGAGAAUCCUCCGAGUGGAUGCUCGGCUUCUGGAAUUACCUCCGCUCCAAAGACGUCCUCCACACCUGUAACAGAUGAGCCUGAGGAGGAGGCCAGUUUUGAAGAUGUGGAGGUCAAAGCAAAGUCGGGAGAUGCUAAAGCACAGACAAAGAUGGGCUGCUACUUUCUGGCCCUGGCAGAACAAAGAGACGAGGAGCUGAACAACUGCACAGCGGUCACCUGGCUGGUCCAGGCUGCUAAGCAGGGGCGCAAGGACGCCGUCAGACUGCUGCGGCAGUGCCUAGCCGCCAGGAAAGGCAUCACUUUGGAGAACCUUGAGGAGGUGAAGAAGCUGUGCACAGAGACGCGCUUCGAGAGAGGAGUUCGAAAAGCGGCUCUGCUGAUGUACUGGAAGUUGAACCCGGAGAGGAAAAAGUCAGUGGCGGUGUCUGAGAUGCUCGAGAACGUUGAGCAUGUCCACACAGAGCCGGGCAAACCAGUGUCCCCUGGUCCCCUGAACAGCUCUGCCAAGAAACAGAGGAGAGUCCUGGAGACUAUGGUCACAAGCGAAGCCAGCUCCCACGUGGGUCUUGAUGACUUUGUUGAGAUGACUAAGAAGUAUGCUCAGGGCAUCGCACCGUCGCCAGUCAUGGCUGCAGCGGGAGGUGAUGAGGACAACAACGACGACGACGACGUAGUAGUGAGAAAUCCAGACGAACUGCCUCUGCACCAAAAGCUGCUGAAGUUCCCUCUUUACGCUCUGCUGGAGAUCAAGGAGCACCUCAUCGACUGGGCGUCGCGUGCUGGCAUGCAGUGGCUCAGCGCCCUGAUCCCCACCCACCAUGUUAACGCCCUCAUCUUCUUCUUCAUCAUCUCCAACCUCACUGUCGAGUUCUUCAUCUUCCUCAUCCCCCUGCUGGUUUUCUACCUCUCGUUCUUCUCCAUGGUCAUCUGCACGCUGCGUGUAUUCCAGAAUUCAAAAGCAUGGGAAAACUUCCAGGCUCUGACAGACCUGCUAUCUCACUUUGAACCUGGUCUGGAUCUGGAGCAGGCCGAGACCAACUUUGGAUGGACACAUUUAGAGCCUUAUCUGUACUUCCUGCUCUCUGUGGUCUUUGUGGUUUUCUCCUUCCCAGUUGCUGAUAAAUCCUGGAUCCCCUGCUCGGAGCUGGCUGCCGUCGCUCUCUUCUUCACCGUCACUGCCUUCCUCAGCCUUCACGCCUCUGCUCAGCUCUUUGCCCGUAAGGCUCUCCUCACGGAGGUUCUCUCCGGUGCCUGCUUGCUGACUCGACUACUGCCAGACUCGCUGUGGUUCCUCAGGGUUUUUGGGAUGACGUUCCUCACUGUGCCCCUUGGGGAUAUCAUGGCAUUUAACCUGGGGGUGCCAUGUUUUUUAUACGGGCAUCUUUUUUAUCUCCUUUUCCAAAUGGCCCAGCUGAGAGGCUUCAAGGGCACUUACCUGUGCCUUGUGCCCUACCUGGUGUGUUUCACCUGGUGCGAGCUCUGCUUGGUGUUCCUCAAUAACGCCACAGUGCUGGGACUCAUCCGCACCUGUGUGGGCUACUUCCUCUUCCUCUUUGCUCUUCCUAUACUCUCGCUGGGCCUGGCUGCAAUGGUCAUCAUCCAGUUACUGCAGUGGUUCCUCGCCCUGGAGCUGACCAAGAUGUUGGUCACAGUAACAGUUUGUUUUGUGCCAGUAGUGUUGAGGCUCUGGACCCGUUUCAGCCUCAACCCUAUUGCGGUUUUCCGGUCUUUGUCACGAAGCAGCAUCGUCAAGCUCAUCCUGGUGUGGCUCAGUGCGGUGGUGCUGUUCUGCUGGAUGUAUGUCUACAGGUCUGAGGGCAUGAAGGUAUACAACUCCACUCUGACCUGGCCUGAGUACAGUAACCUCUGUGGGCCUCUGGCAUGGAAAGAGUCCAACAUGGCUCAAACUCAGAUUCUGUGCUCGCAUCUCGAAGGCCACCGCGUGACCUGGACCGGGCGCUUCAAAUACGUCCGUGUGACCGACAUUGAGAACGGGCCUCAGUCCGUGAUCAACCUGCUGCCUGUGUUCGUGGGGAACUGGAUGCGGUGUCUGUACGGUGAGCCGUAUCCCCUGUGUGAGGCGGUGAAAAACGGAACAGCCGAGCCCCAGCCCCUGCCCGCACCCGCCCCCCCUCCAGAAAACCCCCUCUGCAGACUUAAGAAGCUGGCCAAGCACGAGUGUCACAUCAAACGCUUCGAUCGAUACAAGUUUGAAGUCACGAUGGGAAUGCCGCUGGAGAGGAAGAGCCGGAACGGGACCGUCAUCGAAGACGAAGACGCCACCAAGGACAUAGUGCUCCGGGCCAGCAACGAGUUCAAGUCUGUGCUUUUACACCUAAACACAGGAAGCCUGGUGCAGUUCAGCACCGUGCUGGAGGGACGUCUGGGCUCCAAGUGGCCCGUGUUCGAGCUCAAAGCCAUCCACUGCGUGUCAUGCGGCGACGCCAGCGAGCCGAGGCGCAGGCAGUACAAGAUCGAACACGACUGGAGGCGCACGGCGCAGAGCGCGAUACAGUUUGGGUUCGACUUCUUUUUCAACCCCUUCCUCACCGCGCAGCUGGAGCACUCGGAGGCAGAGGGUGAAGCAGACGCUGUGACGGACAUGAGCCGUAGAGAUGAAGACGUCUGACAAUCUGUGGGAGAAAUGGAAGAUGAAUGUGUGUAACGAUAGCACUUUCCUCAGUUAAAAAAAUGAAUUAGUAUCAACCUCUGUCCUUAACAGACUCGACUACUGAUUACUUAGUAGUACUACAGGGCAGAUACUCAGACAUUUGUUGUGUCUGCAGUGAGCGUGUGUUUGUAUUUUUAUAGCUUUUGAGCCAAAAUGUCUACGAACACAUAGUAUAUUAAAAUAAGAAACACAAAGUAACACUCUCUUGAACACUUGAUCCUAUUUCAGGCUGCAGUUGUGCUCCCUGCAGAGUCUGAGUGUGAAGGGAUGUUGAUUUAGUCUGUUUUGAAAUCAGUUUCCAGGUUGUAGUACUGAUAUGUUUUAUGAUUGUGUUUUUAAGCUACAAAUUAUAAUAGGACCAGUUGUUUCCUUUAUAUAAACUGCUGUGAUUCAGAUGACAACUACCCUUUGCUGCCAAGCUUUAUUUGUUUCUGUUCAUGGCCAGGAUGCAGUUUCGAGUGGUUUAGGUGCCAUAUUAAACAUGUAGGAUGAUGUAAAUCGCUCCACUGUUAGGUGCAUAACUGCAUUCAUGCUUUUAUUAAUUGCAGAGCAGUUAUCCAUGUUCAUGCCAAUGCAUCUGUUCUGGUGUGUUCUUUGUUUCCAUCUCUGCUGUGCAGGGAAUUAUUAUAUUGUAUUGAAGCACAGACUUUAAUCAGAAGUUUGCAGUUUUUGAUGUAAAAUGGGCUUUACUAUAGAAUGACACUAUUGUUUUCAGUACUGUGACCAAUAAAGAUCAUGAGAUACUGA
Messenger RNA from Betta splendens (Siamese fighting fish), 3901 nucleotides. It is a transcript of the gene wfs1b, whose product is annotated as Wolfram syndrome 1b (wolframin). The record is from RefSeq and is a predicted model, not a curated record. The transcript is spliced from 9 exons. Gene Ontology annotation, cellular component: endoplasmic reticulum membrane; endoplasmic reticulum. Lineage: Eukaryota; Metazoa; Chordata; Actinopteri; Anabantiformes; Osphronemidae. Gene Ontology annotation, biological process: calcium ion homeostasis; endoplasmic reticulum unfolded protein response. The coding region runs from base 164 to 3112 and encodes 982 amino acids.